Messenger RNA from Aspergillus aculeatus ATCC 16872, 1593 nucleotides. RefSeq names its product pantoate--beta-alanine ligase PAN6. NCBI's taxonomy places the organism in Eukaryota, Fungi, Ascomycota, Eurotiomycetes, Eurotiales, Aspergillaceae. Gene Ontology annotation, biological process: pantothenate biosynthetic process. Gene Ontology annotation, molecular function: pantoate-beta-alanine ligase activity. The transcript has 2 exons. Bases 287 to 1447 code for a protein of 386 amino acids. The record is from RefSeq and is a predicted model, not a curated record.
CUCGCCUCUUGCGCCUGCGUGGUUCGGGAUGGACCGCAGAGCAUCCAUACGAUCAUUUCCAGAUGAUCUGACCCAGGCCAUUUCCUCCAGAAACUUCAUUGACCAUUUCCCCUGUCGACCGCCGUCCCCUUGAAGCGUCACCCCAAGACAGUGGCAGACAGAACAGAACAGCUCCACAGCGGGGACCCGCAAAGGCAAAGAAGCAUUCAUCGCAUCCGCCAGACCGAACAGCCACCCAAAAAUCCAUCCAACACCUCAAUCGUUCUCACCGGAACCCCCAGACACAAUGUUCACCUUACGACGGCAAUUCUCCACCGCUGCAACCCGCCUCAAGCCCACCACCUCCAGCACGAUGACAACCCCUGCCCCUCCCAAAAAACAACACACCUUCCAAGUCUUCCGGGACGUGCCCCCGCUCCGCGCCCUCCGCCGAGAAAUCCUCCUCUCCAACCGGACCGUGGGCCUGGUGCCGACGAUGGGCGCCCUACACGAGGGCCACCUGUCCCUGAUCCGACAAGCGGCGGCCGAAAACACGGACGUGAUCGUCAGCAUCUUCGUGAACCCGACGCAGUUCGGCGUGAACGAGGAUCUGUCUAGCUACCCGCGCACCUGGGACAGCGACGUCGCCAAGCUGGAGGCGCUGAACGCGGAGCUUGCCCAGACCACCCAAACCACCACCACUAACAACAACAACAACAACAACAACAACGCCUCCCCAAAACAAGGCCGCAUCACCGCGAUCCUCGCCCCGACCGCGCAGGUCAUGUACCCGUCGCUGCCGCCGACCUCAGAGAUCGACGGCGACGGCUCCUUCGUGACGAUCACGCCCAUCGCUCGGAAGCUCGAGGGGGCGGCGCGGCCCGUCUUCUUUCGGGGUGUGGCGACCGUGUGCAUGAAGCUGUUCAAUAUCGUGGGCGCGGAGCGCGCGUAUUUCGGGCAGAAGGAUGUGCAGCAGACUGUCGUGAUCCGGCGCAUGGUCAAGGACUUCCACGUGGAUACGGAGAUCAAGAUCGGGGCGACGGUGCGCGAGGCCGAUGGGUUGGCGAUGAGUUCGCGGAAUGUGUAUCUCGGGAGCAGAAGGCGGAGCGUGGGGUUGGUGCUGUAUCGGGCGUUGAAGGCGGCGGAGGAGCGGUAUACAGGAGGGCAGAAAGUGCAGCGGCGGGAGAUCUUGGAGGCGGCGGAGGAGGUUACGGCGCAAGUCCUCAGGGAGCAGGAGGCGUUGGCCCCGAAACAGCGCGCGCGGUUCGAGGUCGAUUACAUCUCGCUGGCGGAUCCGGAGACCUUGGAGGAGCUGGAGGUCGUCGACCCCGAGAAGGGGGCGAUUCUGAGUGGCGCGAUCAAGAUGGCGCCGUUGGAGGAGACUGCGCCUGGUGAAGACUGCGGGCUGGGCGAGGGCAAGGUGCCCGUGCGACUGAUUGAUAAUCUGAUCUUUGCACCCCAAGCGUAGCUGCUUGCUUGCUUCGGGUCAGGUUCUAAGCGCUAUACCGAACAGUACAGUACAUAUACCCAAAAUCACCCAGAAAAGAUGUUUGAUACAAUGUAAACUAGACUAAAUACAGACCCUUGACUUAUAAUCCAACACCCAUAUUGAGA